This is a messenger RNA of Lotus japonicus, 2585 nucleotides long. Its product is annotated as two-component response regulator ORR24-like. Gene Ontology annotation, molecular function: DNA binding. Gene Ontology annotation, biological process: cytokinin-activated signaling pathway; phosphorelay signal transduction system. Bases 313 to 2295 code for a protein of 660 amino acids. The record is from RefSeq and is a predicted model, not a curated record. The transcript has 6 exons. NCBI's taxonomy places the organism in Eukaryota, Viridiplantae, Streptophyta, Magnoliopsida, Fabales, Fabaceae.
AUAUUUUCCCAGAAAAUUUUCAAAAUCAGGGAAAAUUUUCUCCUUUUCUUUCGCAGCACACCUUACAUAUGCAUAUAUAGCUCAAGAUUCUGUAUCUUUCACACUCAACAGUGAGACAAUAACAUCAUAGCCCCACAAACAUGCAUUCAUCACUCCUAAUUCUUCUCUCUGUCAACGAUAUUCUUCCUUAAAAUCCAAACUUACCUGUUUUUUUGAUGAUUUUGCCUCUGUUUUAUAGAUUCUGUUUUGGUUUUUUCGGCCCAUAAAACAGAGAGUCAACCUUGAUUCAACGUUGACCCUUUUUCCCAGACAAUGACCGAGGUGGAGAAUCAUAGCAAGAUGGAUGAUCCCACUGACCAGUUUCCAGUAGGAAUGCGUGUUCUUGCUGUUGAUGAUGAUCCAAUUUGCUUGAGGAUUUUGGAGGCUCUGCUUCAGAAGUGUCAAUACCAUGUUACUGCGACUAAACACGCACCGACGGCGCUGCAGUUGUUGAGAGAAAACAAAGACAAGUUUGACCUGGUAAUCAGUGAUGUCCACAUGCCAGACAUGGAUGGAUUCAAGCUUCUUGAGCUUGUGGGGCUUGAGAUGGACCUACCUGUCAUAAUGUUGUCUGUCAAUGGCGACCCGAAGAUGGUGUUGAAGGGAAUUACUCAUGGCGCUUGUGAUUAUCUGCUGAAACCUGUUAGAGUUGAGGAGCUACGGAACAUUUGGCAGCAUGUGGUCAGGAAGAAGAAGAAGACUGUCCCGAAGGAAGGGACCAAAACCGGCAACCAAGACACUCCUAUUUCUCAUAGUGACAACGGUCAAGGGUCGGCAGCGACAACAAAUUCCGAUCAAAAUGGAAAAUCAUCCAAGAAAAGGAAGGACCUGGAGGAAGAUGAUGAUAAUGAGGUGCAUGAGAAUGGUGACGACAGUGAUGACCCAUCAGCUCAGAGGAAGCCUCGAGUUGUUUGGUCGGUUGACCUGCACCGCAAGUUUGUUGCUGCCGUCAAUCAGUUAGGCCUGGAUAAGGCUGUACCUAAAAGAAUUCUUGAAAUGAUGAAUGUUGAUCAGCUUACAAGGGAGAAUGUUGCCAGCCAUCUUCAGAAAUAUAGACUUUAUCUGAAGAGACUUAGCUGUGUGGAAAACCAACAAGCUAAUAUGGUGGCAGCCUUAGGCAGUGCAGAUCUGUCCUACCAACAAGCUCAUAUGGUAGCAGCCUUAGGCAGUGCAGAUCCAUCCUAUUUGAGAACGGGUUCUCUGAGUGCGCUCGGACAUUUGCGGACAUUGAACGCAUCUCGACAGUUUCACAACAAUGCUUUCAGAUCCUUCACACAUGAUGGGAUGGUUAGUAGAAUGAACCCUCCUUCUAGUAUGAAUGUGCAAGGGUUGCCUUCUUCGGGAACUCUUCAGGUGAUUCAGGCACAAAAUUUAAACAAUUCCAUGAAUGGCAGCCAACUUAAGUUCCAUUCAGCUCUCAUUGGUGGGAAUCAGAAUGAUCAAUUGCAACACAACAAGGGUGUUAGUCAUAUUCAAAACCUGAACACUAAUUUUAAUGCUAAACCCACUUUUCCCAUCACCAAUCAAAGACAAGGUGGGUUGAGUAUCUCAAACAACGCCUUGAUGUUAGAAAUGAAUCCUCAACACAAAUUAAUGGGAGGAGUUUCUACUUCAUUAGCCCCACAACAACAUUCACAAUUCUCUCUCCCUUUGAUGGAUAAUGGAAGGUUGAAUGAUGGUUGGCCCAGUGUUUUCCAUUCAUCUGGAAAAAAUUCUUACACUCCAAGCGAACGUUUUGGACCGGCUUCUAUGACUCCUACAAAUAACAUGAAUCUGAGUGGUGCACCCUCCCCAAAUUCAUUGACAGAUAUGCACUCUAAAGGUGUCACUUUUACAAAUACUCCUCCUGGGCAAAUAAGCAAUAGUGUUUCAUUGCAAGGGUGGAAUAAUCAUAAUAAUCUGAGUGGCGGUUACAAUUCUCAUGUUAUUGGUAACUCAAUAGGCUCUACGAUUCCCCCGAAUGGUGGUGUUCCAGACGGCAAUGCUUCGAUGAACUCAACCUUCAAUUUUGGUGAUCCCUUACAAAUGAAGCAUGAUGGGAUCAUUGAAUUACCUGGAGAGCCCUCAUUGAUACCACAUCAGCAGGUACAUGUAAUGAACCAGCAGAAGCCUCGUCACAGCCGCUUCUCGAAUAGUGUGGGUUCCCUGGAAGAAUUGGCCAGUGCAAUGAUGAUGAAACAGAAUCACGACAUGUAUGGAUUCCGCCGCGAUAACAAUCAUUCUGGUGGUGGUGGUGGUGGUGGGGCACCUCUGUGACUGCAAGUUUGGCCGUACAUAUAUGGAUCAUCAUUGUCAUGCUUGUUGAUGAAUUUUUCCAGUCUUCCAUUUACUGUUUUCCCAGUUUUGUCUUGACAGAAAGUUUCUCAUGGUGCAGCUUCUCUAGUUUUUGGUAGACAUGGUUUUUAUUUUUAAUUUUUUGCAAAUUUUGUUUGCGUUGCAUAUACAAGAAUAAGAUAAUUACAGUGACAAAACACUGGAUUUUUCCAAUUAUUAUGAAUGCACGGUAGCAUUCAUUGAUUAUUUUAGCAAUAAACUCAUUCUUAUUA